Molecule: messenger RNA, 3105 nt
Organism: Micropterus salmoides (largemouth bass)
Lineage: Eukaryota; Metazoa; Chordata; Actinopteri; Centrarchiformes; Centrarchidae
Product: pseudouridine-5'-phosphate glycosidase-like
Exons: 19
Coding region: 707-2842 (711 amino acids)
Molecular function (GO): kinase activity; pseudouridylate synthase activity
Source: RefSeq, a predicted model, not a curated record
UUUUGUUGCACUGGAGAAGGUAAGCACUAAACCCAGUUUGUGGAACACUGUUUUUUCUUUAUAAUGAGCUGAUUAAAUUUACUUUUUAAUAUCUCAAAGCACAGGACGUUUUGAUUAAAUAGUCAAUAUUUCUACCAGAGGUAAACCGUCUCCUUCCUACUUCAUACAGCUUUUUAUUUCUAGAAAUGAAUUCAUGUUGAUGACUCCUUUUUAGAUUUAUGCAGCUUUUCAGAUGGGUUUGAGUUGUACUUUGGGUUUGUUCAUGUGUCUCUGAUCCAGAUCACUGACAAUGUAAUACAUUUCAGCUAACAAUCUUUAGUAUAUAAAAGUAGGAAAAACAGAUAACAAUACAGACCCAAGCUCUGGAAUGUGGGUGUCAGUUAGAGUGGCCCCAAAAGGGGGGUAGGGCGAUGGGAGUUUGUCCCAACUAACUGGAGUGAAGAAAAUCCUCUGAAUGGCUGAAUUGGACUUGUGCCCUGCAGUGACAGAAAACACACUGAUUUUCCCUUGAAGAAGAGAAGAGUCUAUCAAAGUCACCUACGAGUUUCUACCCAGUGAUUCUCUGUGGAGAAGGAACACUGAAAGGGGGCAGAAGCCUUUGGUAGCUUAAUCUGCAACCGUCAGCUUGCAACAGUGAAAUAAACUUGAAUGGCACAAGUUGAUUGGAUGGACAAGCACAGUUUUUCACUGUAAAAUUCAAAAACUCAUGUUUUCAGGGUUUCCCUCAAAAUCUAAUCAGAAUGAGGAUGCUGAAGAGAGCCUCUGCAAUCAUCCUGAGAAGAGGAAUUACAAUUUAUCAGAGCAGAGUGGGCAGAAAUGCCUUUUCAGGGUUCAUCCAUCUGUAUCACAGGCACUGGCAGAAAACAAACCAGUGGUCGCACUCGAGAGCACUAUUAUCACACAUGGCAUGCCCUAUCCACACAACCUGAGCACAGCGAAGGAGGUGGAGGCCAUUGUGAGAGCUGAAGGAGCCACUCCAGCCACUGUUGGAGUGAUUGAGGGUGAAGUCCAUGUUGGUCUGUCAGCAGAGGAGCUUGACCACCUCGCCCGUUGCAAGAGCUCCCUGAAGGUGUCCCGCCGUGAUCUGCCAUAUGUCAUCAGCAAAGGGCUCUCCGGGGGAACGACAGUGUCAGCCACUAUGAUAGCAGCACAUCAAGCUGGCGUCCCUGUGUUUGUCACAGGAGGCAUUGGAGGAGUUCAUAGAGAUGGAGAGAACAGUCUGGACAUCAGUGCAGAUCUGACGGAGCUCGGGAGGACUCCCAUUGCAGUGAUCUCUGCUGGCGUCAAGUCUAUUCUGGACAUUGGUCGCACCCUCGAGUUCCUUGAGACGCAAGGAGUCUGCGUAGCCACUUAUGGAGCGAUGAAGAACUUCCCAGCCUUCUUCUCUCCACAAAGUGGAUUCACUUCUCCAUACCAAAUCUGUAACCCUGAGGAGGCUGCAAAACUCAUUGCAAGCACUCUGACACUGGGUCUCCAAAGUGGUGUCCUGUUAGCAGUGCCCAUACCAGAGGAGCACGCAGCAGCCGGCCAGCAGAUAGAGGAAGCCAUACAGGCUGCAGUAACAGAGGCAAGUGCUAAAGGUAUAACAGGAAGAAAUGUGACUCCGUUCAUUCUUCAAAAGGUUAAUGAGCUGACUAAAGGAAAGUCCCUUCAGGCCAACAUUGCUCUCAUUCAUAACAAUGCUAAAGUUGGCAGUCAGAUAGCUUGUGCGCUGUCAAAACAAAUGCAUGAGAGAAAGUUAAAGGGUAAGACUCAUCAUCAUGAAAAACACUCAUCAGACUCAGAAUCAGACAUUGUUGUCAUAGGGGGAAUAAAUGUUGAUUUUAUUGCUAAAGGAAAAACAAAAGCACUUCAUUUCGGACAGACCAACCCAGGAAGUGUCUGUCAGUCAUUUGGUGGUGUAGGCCGGAACAUUGCUGACUCUCUGAGUCGAUUAGGCCGUAGACCCCUGUUCAUCUCAGCUAUUGGAACUGAUUCACACAGUGAUGCAGUGUUAAACUAUUGUAAACAUAUGAACACAAGUGGUGUGGCCCGACUAGAAAAGCAAAGCACAGCUACUUACUGUGCCGUUAUCACUGAGAGUGGAGAACUGAGUCUUGGAUUGGGAGACAUGGACAUCCAUCAGCAAAUCACAGAGCAGCAUGUGUCACAGUUUGAGAAGCAGCUUUCAUCAGCCAUUCUUGUGUGUCUCGAUGGAAACAUACCUGUCUCCACCAUCGACUACGUUUGUUCCAUAGCCACUAAACACAACAUCAGUGUUUGGUAUGAGCCAACAGAUUCAGAAAAGGCUUGUAAGCCUUUCCUUUCAGAUGCCUGGAAGUCUCUGUCCUAUGCAUCCCCAAACCUGGCAGAGUUGUGCACCAUGAACAAAACACUGGGUGUUCCAACACCUGAAGUGCUGCCAAGCUCUUUUGACGACAUACUGAGUGUUGGUGUAGCUCUCGCACGCCCCCUUCUGGAGCAUCUUCAUUGUCUGGUGGUGACUCUGGGGGCUGAAGGGGUGUUGGUGUGUGGAGAGCAUGAUGCAGGCUCGGUCAACCUGCAGCCAAGAAAAGAGAAGAGGAGGAGGCAGCUUUGUGCUCUCCAUUAUCCAGCAAUUACUGUGACAGCAGAAGAGACAAUGAAUGUGUCAGGAGCAGGAGAUAGUCUUGCAGGUGCCUUAAUGGCUGGGAUUCUUCAGCGGCGAGACACAGACAGCUGUGUUCGGAUGGGGCUCAUGGCUGCACGGCUGUCCCUGGCGUCAUCGCACCCCAUCGCCCCCACGCUCACCUUAGCCUCUGUGGAUCCCAUCAAAGUCCAGAGUCAGUUCUGGCCCAAACCCAGCUUCAUGUGGAUAGAUUAAAAAUAUUUUCAAUUUUGAAAAAUUACUUCAGGUCAAUUGUGAUUAGAUUCUUGCAUGUAACUAAUACGAAGUGACUAGUACAAAGUACGAAGAUGACACAUUUUACAAAAAAAACCCAUGAAAUCCUAAUUAUAUUUGAUAUUUUAAAUUGUUCUGUAAUAACUGAUAUCUUGCAAAUAAAAAUAAAUGAACCAUUUUUUCUAAUCUUUGCUUGAGACAGCUAAAUCUUUGUAAAUAAAUUUUGAAACAUUAUAACAAGGUAC